Messenger RNA from Vanderwaltozyma polyspora DSM 70294, 1530 nucleotides. RefSeq names its product glucose-6-phosphate dehydrogenase (gene ZWF1). Gene Ontology annotation, cellular component: cytosol. Gene Ontology annotation, biological process: glucose metabolic process; pentose-phosphate shunt, oxidative branch. Lineage: Eukaryota; Fungi; Ascomycota; Saccharomycetes; Saccharomycetales; Saccharomycetaceae. The record is from RefSeq and is a predicted model, not a curated record. Bases 1 to 1530 code for a protein of 509 amino acids. The transcript has a single exon. Gene Ontology annotation, molecular function: NADP binding; glucose-6-phosphate dehydrogenase activity.
AUGCCAUUCGAAAACUCUAGAAUGUUACAAGAAAAAUUUGAAAAAGAUACAGUCGUCACUGUCUUCGGUGCUUCAGGUGAUUUAGCUAAAAAGAAGACCUUCCCAGCUCUAUUCGGUUUGUUUAGAGAAGGUUUCUUAGAUCCAUCUACCAAGAUUUUUGGGUUUGCUAGAUCAAAAUUGACUGAUGCACAACUAAGACAACACAUUGAACCAUAUUUACAAAAGCCAAACGGUAAGGAUGAUGACGCCAAGGUUGAAGCAUUUUUCAAGAUGGUUACUUACCACUCUGGUCAAUACGAUGCAGAUGAAGGUUAUCUAUCAUUAAGAAAAUUGAUCGAAGAUUUUGAAAAACAAAGAAACAUUACAAAGCCACAUAGAUUAUUCUACUUUGCCUUGCCUCCAAGUGUAUUUUUAUCUGUUGCAAGACAAAUUAAAAAAUUGGUUUAUGCUGACAACGGUAUCACUAGAGUUAUCGUAGAGAAGCCAUUUGGUCAUGAUUUAAAAUCUGCUAGAGAAUUGCAAAAAAAUCUAGCACCUUUAUUCACUGAAGAUGAAAUUUACAGAAUUGACCAUUACUUGGGUAAGGAAAUGGUUAAGAACUUGUUGCAAUUAAGAUUCGGUAACACUUUCUUAAAUGCUUCUUGGAAUAAGGAAAACAUUCAAUCUAUACAAAUUUCUUUCAAGGAACCUUUUGGUACUGAAGGUAGAGGUGGUUACUUUGAUUCGAUUGGUAUCAUCAGAGAUGUUAUGCAAAACCAUUUGUUACAAGUGUUGACUUUGGUCACAAUGGAUAGACCUGUAUCAUUCGACCCAGAAUCUGUCCGUGACGAAAAAGUUAAGGUCUUGAAGGCCAUGGCUCCAAUUGAUAUGAAAGAUGUCUUAGUUGGUCAAUACGGUAAGUCUGAAGAUGGUACUAAACCUUCCUAUCUUGACGAUGAAACUGUUAAUCCAAACUCUAAGUGUGUCACUUUCGCAGCUAUGUGUUUCAACAUUCAAAAUGAACGUUGGGAUGGUGUUCCAAUUAUCAUGAGAGCUGGUAAGGCUCUUAAUGAAGCCAAGGUUGAAAUUAGAAUCCAAUAUAAGAGAGUAGCUUCCGGUAUGUUCAAGAAUAUCCCAAAUAAUGAAUUGGUUCUUAGAGUUCAACCAGAUGCCUCUGUGUACGUUAAGUUCAACUCUAAGACUCCAGGUCUAUCCAAUGCUACCCAAGUCACAGAUUUAGAUUUAACUUACUCUUCUAGAUAUAAGGAUUUCUGGAUCCCAGAAGCUUAUGAAGUCUUGAUCAGAGACUGUAUGUUGGGUGAUCACUCCAACUUUGUCAGAGAUGAUGAAUUGGAUGUUAGUUGGGGAUUAUUUACUCCAUUGUUGGAAUAUUUGGAAUCUCCAAAUGCUCCACAACCAGAAAUUUACCCAUACGGCUCAAGAGGUCCAAAGGAAUUAAAACAAUACUUGUCAGACCACAAGUUCGUCUUUUUAUCAAGACAUAAAUACACAUGGCCAGUCACCUCUCCUGAGUAUGACAAAGACCUAUGA